GCUCCGUGACGUGAUGGUGGCCGGCUACCCGGUGCUGCUGCUGAGGAACAAGCUGGAGUUCAGCGCCCUGGGCAGCAAGUGCCCCCACUACGGUGCCCCGCUCAGCAAAGGAGUCUUGAGAGGGCAGAGGCUGCGCUGCCCCUGGCACGGCGCCUGCUUUAACAUCAAAAACGGGGACAUUGAGGAAUACCCUUCCCUGGACUGUCUUCCCUGCUUUAAGGUAACAGUGGAAGAAGGAAAGGUGUUUGUUACUGCAAAAAAGAAGGAUCUUGAAAGCAGCGUGAGGGUGAAGCACACAAGCAAGCGAUGCCGCCUUAACCGGAACACGAUGCUGCUUCUGGGGGGAGGUGUGGCUGCCCUGGUGUGUGCUGAGACACUUCGCCAAGAGGGUUUUACUGGCAGGAUCAUCAUGGCCACCAAAGAGAAUCAUGUUCCAUUUGACAAGUCCAAACUGAGCAAGGAAAUGGACUUGAAACCAGAGGACAUCUACCUGAGGAAACCCGAAUUCCUUGCUGCUCAAGACAUAGAGCUCUGGACAGAGAAAGAGGCAGUGACAGUGGAUUUCCAGAAGCAGAAGGUUCACUUCAUGGAUGGGUCCUUCCAGAAGUACAAUCAGUUGCUCAUUGCAACAGGCAGCCACUCCAGCCCCAUCAAAGUCCCAGGUGCAGACCUGCAAAAUGUGUGCGUUCUCCAAACUCCAGAAGACUCUAACAAGAUCUUAGAGCUGGCAACUGGGAAGACUCUGGUGAUCAUAGGAGCGUCAUUCGUAGGAAUGGAGAUCGCUGCCUUCCUGUCAGACAAGGCGGGUGCCAUCUCUGUGGUGGAGAAGAAGGAGUUCCCUUUCCAGAGCGCACUGGGUCCUCAGGUCGGAGGUGUCGCCAUGAAGAUGCUGCAAAAUGAAGGGGUGAAGUUUUACAUGAAAACAGAACUCUGCGAGCUGAAAGGAGAGGAUGGGAAGGUCACAGAGGCUGUUCUUGCCAGUGGAGAGAGACUACCUGCAGAUGUGGUAGUGGUGGGGAUAGGGGCAGUCCCCAACUCAGCAUUUCUGAAGGACACCUCCAUCGCCAGAGACAACAGCGGUGCCAUCCUGGUGGAUUUGUGCAUGAAAACCAACAUGCCAAAUGUCUUUGCUGCGGGGGAUGUGGCCUCCUUUCCCGUAGCGCUGCUCAAUGGGGACCGGUCCAGCAUCCAUCACCAACAGGUGGCUGAGGCCCACGGUCACAUUGCUGCCUUAAACAUGCUGAAGAAAGGCGAGGAGUUGCACACUGUUCCCUUCUUCUGGACCACGAUGUUUGGGAAAAGCAUUCGCUACGCAGGCUGCGGGAAGGGAUACACGGACACCGUUGUGAAAGGCAGCCUGGAGCAAGAGAAAUUCCUGAUCUUUUACAUCAGGGACGGCUUCGUGACUGCAGCUGCCAGCCUGAACUGCGACCCCAUGGUGUCCCUGAUUGCAGAAGUUUUAUACUCGGGGAAGCGAAUCUCUAAAGAAGAAGCAGAGGCCUGGGACAUUGGCAAUAUACCCGCGCUGGCAGAAACCUAA
Molecule: messenger RNA, 1540 nt
Organism: Apaloderma vittatum (bar-tailed trogon)
Lineage: Eukaryota; Metazoa; Chordata; Aves; Trogoniformes; Trogonidae
Product: apoptosis-inducing factor 3-like
Exons: 17
Cellular component (GO): cytoplasm
Molecular function (GO): flavin adenine dinucleotide binding; oxidoreductase activity, acting on NAD(P)H; 2 iron, 2 sulfur cluster binding
Source: RefSeq, a predicted model, not a curated record